CUCUUCUCUUGAUCACUUCUUGCUGUGAAAAUCUGCGUAAUCUUAAUUUUUGCACACCCAGUAAAUAGUUUUGCAGUGGUUAAUUUAGCCACGGACGCUGCUGGCCCAUCUGAAUAAGCUGCCAUGUCUGUUCUCUUUUAUUACUUUUUGCAGGUAACACGUACGCGGCUCAUGCCUGACUGUGCACUCCGUGAAGAAACUCACUACCUCAGUAUGGUUGUCCUACUGGCGGUUCUGCUGCUGCUGUCCUAUGGAGCUGGCCACAUCCAUUGCUCAACGGUCAGACACGGAAACAGAACAGAAGUGCACUCGUUGCUCGAGUUCAAAGCGGCUACCAACGACCCAACAGGUGCCCUAAGAUCUUGGAACAGGCGCGUCCACUACUGCAACUGGACGGGCGUCACUUGCAGCUCAAUGAAACCGGGGCGCGUCAUUGCUCUGAGACUCCCCGGCCAAAGCUUGUCAGGCGAGAUCACCCCAUCUAUUGGGAACUUAACGUACCUUAAGGCCCUCAACUUGUCCUCCAAUGGCUUCUCUGGCCAGUUACCUCCUCUAAACCUGCUCCAUGAGGUGAUCCACCUUGAGCUAAGCUCCAAUUCGUUCCACGGGAUAAUUCCCGACUCACUCAUGAAUUGUUCAAACCUUAAGCUCCUCAAUUUGUCCUCCAAUGGCUUCUCCGGCCUGUUACCUCCUCUGAACCUGCUCCAUGAGUUGGUCCUCCUUGACCUCAGCUCCAAUUCAUUCCAGGGGACGAUUCCUGACUCACUCAUGAAUUGUUCAAACCUAGAAGGGGUGGAUCUUUCUAGAAACAUGCUAGAAGGCCCAAUCCCCGAGGAAAUCGGCUCUCUGUACAAUUUAAUUGCGCUAAAUAUUUCUAGGAAUAACCUUAGCGGGAUCAUCCCACCAACCAUCAGCAACGCAACCCAGCUACAAUUACUUAACCUUCAAGAAAAUCAACUAGGAGGAAGCGUACCUGGUGAGCUUGGGAAAUUGUCAAACAUGUUCUCAUUGGGUUUUGGUGACAAUUGGCUGUCCGGUCCAGUACCACCAUCAAUCUUUAAUUUGACUGGGCUUGGAGUAUUAGAUGGACAUUUAAAUAUGCUACGAAUGGCAUUGCCACUAAACAUUUGCGAAACCCUUCCUAAUCUCCGAAUUCUAAUCCUGGGCGGCACUAUGCUUGAUGGUCAUAUCCCAGCUUCGCUAGGCAAUUGUACAAUGCUACAAGUUAUGGAUUUAUCAAAUAACAGUCUCAUUGGGGAAAUCCCUAGUUUCGGAAAGCUACUAAGCUUAGCCCGACUAUACCUUGAGUCUAAUAAUCUCCAAGGUGUCAUACCGUGA
Messenger RNA from Hordeum vulgare subsp. vulgare (domesticated barley), 1338 nucleotides. RefSeq names its product LRR receptor-like serine/threonine-protein kinase FLS2. The transcript has 2 exons. The record is from RefSeq and is a predicted model, not a curated record. Lineage: Eukaryota; Viridiplantae; Streptophyta; Magnoliopsida; Poales; Poaceae. Bases 124 to 1338 code for a protein of 404 amino acids. Gene Ontology annotation, molecular function: protein binding.